AUGCCGUCCCAACUGAAAACCCUGAUCGGUACGAUCAAGAGGAAGCCCACUAAGGCAUCCGAUGGAAGGUCCAACGAUAUGGCUGCGGCGUCGGUGGGAGCCAUGAACAACGAGAAAACGGGCAUCAUCCACGACUUGACGCAUCUCAACUUCAAAGAGAGACACACCGUCGCUCAUGCCCUCACGACCUUGGCGUCUGGAGAGCCGAUGAAUGACAAGGACAAGCUGCUCGAAGAGGGUGUUUCCAUGCUUCAGGGACUCCCACCCAACAGCGGCCUCAGCGAAAAGAUAUCUGAUGGCUUCAUCUCCAUGCUCUGGUCGGACUUACCUCACCCAGCUCCCACUAUGGCCGGGCCAAGCGCCAGGUACCGCCGCCACGACGGUGGCGGGAAUAACCCCUGGCAUCCUGAGAUGGGCAAAGCCGGCGCUCCAUACGCGAGGAAUGUCCCGCCCAUGAAACCCAAGGGUCCCAACUUGCCGGAUGUCGAGUCCGUCUACGACGCUCUGUUGAAGCGUCGGGGCCCCUUCCGCGAGCAUCCGUCUGGCUUGAACCGGCUGUUCUUCUCGUUCGCGACUGUCGUCAUCCACGAGUGCUUUCAGACGUCCAGGACGGAUCCCUUCAUCAAUGAAACAUCGAGCUAUGUCGAUCUCAGCACCCUGUACGGCAACACCGAGAAAGAGCAGAAGCGUGUGCGUACGUAUCAGAAUGGCACCAUCUACCCUGACUCGAUUGCUUCGGAGAGGAUCAUGAUGAUGCCACCGGGUGUGGUCGCUGUCUUGCUCAUGUUUUCGCGGAACCACAACAGCAUUGCCGAGAGCUUGUUCUCAAUCAAUGAGGACGGCAAGUAUGAGCCAUGGGACAGGUUGGACGACGAAAAGAAGAAAUGGGAAGUAGUGCAAGAUGAGGACAUCUUCCAAAUCACUCGCAACAUCAACGUCGGCUUCUUCGCCUCAGUGGUGCUAAAGGACUAUGUAGCCUCCAUCCUCAACACCCCGCGUGCCAACUCGGAAUGGUCUCUAAACCUAGGCAAAGAGAUCAAGCAGUCUGGCCAGCGAGUUGAGCGUGGCAGCGGAAAUGUCGUCUCGGUCGAGUUUGCCGUCCUCUACCACUGGCACGCCGCCCUGAGUGCUGCCGACGACAAGUGGAUGGAAGAAAUAAUCCGACAGCAGCACCCUGAAUUGAAGUCUCUAGAGGAUGUGACUCCUAACAUGUUCGAAAAGGUCAUGAUGGUGUAUGGCCACAAGCUGAAGGCUACCCCGGCCAAAGAUUGGACGUUUGGGGGGUUUGAGAGACAGGCUAACGGGAGAUUCAAGGAUACUGAUCUUGCCGAGCUUAUCAAGAAUGCAAUUGAGGAGCCUGCACAUGAGUUUGGUGCCCAUGGUACGCCGCUUAGUCUGAAGGUGGUGGAUAUCAUGGGUCAGCUGCAGGCUAGGAACGUGUUCAAUGUGUGCACGUUGAACGAGUUCCGUCGAUAUCUGAACCUGAAGCCAUACAGAAACUUCGAGGAAUGGAAUGAAGACAAGGAGACGGCGCGGGCGGCGGAGCUCCUCUACGGGCACAUUGAAAAUCUGGAGCUAUACCCGGGCCUGAUGGCUGAGUGCACUAAGCCCGCCAUCCCGGGAAGCGGAGUCUGCCCUGGCCAAACAACCGGAAGAGGCAUCCUAGAUGACGCCGUCGCACUAGUCCGGGGCGAUCGAUUCCUAAGCUACGACUUCAAUAGCAACACCCUCACGCACUGGGGCGCGGCAUUCCUCCAAGAACCCGCAGCCGGGUCGUACGGCGGUGUGCUACCCAAACUUCUAUUCAACGGCCUGCCCGCUGCAUUUACCGGCACAUCUACCUACGCCCUCUUCCCCUUCUACACACCCGAAGCGGUGAAAGGCAUCCUCAAAGGCAAUGGCAUUCUUCCAAAGUACGACCUACAGCGCCCGGCCAGCGGCAUGGAAAUCAUCAGCAUCCAGACGCAAGAUGGCUGCAAGAAGGUCUUUUCCGACCGCGACAACUUCCGCGUCAUGUACCAGGCCGCGAUUCGCAACUGCACCGCUGGCCACGAUUUCAUGAUUGGCUGGGACGACGCUAAGAGGCAUGAUGAACGGUCGAAUAUUCUGCAUAAGGUGUUUUUCGAGGACGGGUUCGAGAAGAAUGUGACUGAUUUCUUCCGCUCAAACGUGAAGAAGCUCAUUGAGAAAAACUCGCUUUCUUUCUCCCAGAGUAGGAAGUCCAUUGAUAUCGUCCGUGACGUGACCAACAUCACUCCUAUCCUGUGGCUAGCGGACCGCUUCGCCAUCCCGCUCAAAACACCAGAGACCCCCAAGGGAUUAGUGUCCAUCUUUGAGACGUUUACUGCCUAUCUGGUUAUGUUCAUGUACCAAAGCUUCAACAUAUCCCCCAAGUCCGAAUGGAAGCUUCGCGAGUCCGCCAUGAAAGCGGCCGAUGCCCUCCGCCCCGUCUUUGAAGCCCACCUCAAGACGCAGCGGGGCAUCAAGGAGAGCGUCGUCGACUGGUUGGCCAAGGGGAGCUCAUUCGAGGUCGGCCCGCAUGCGGAUCGUAUAUACCACGCCCUCAACGACACCAAGCUGCCUAUUGGUGACUUGGUGGGGGAUUGUAUCGGGAUGGGUGCCCCUGUGGCGGGGAACUUGACGCAGCAGGCUUCCCUGCUGAUUGAUUUGUUCCUUAGUCCUGGGUAUGAGGUGUAUAAGGAUCGGAUUGUCGAGUUGGCGCAAAUGGAUGAAGCCACCUCGGAGCGUGAACUACAAGGUUUUGUGUAUGAGGGUAUGCGGCAUGCUGGCGUUGUACCUGGAUUGCCCCGCGUCGCUUCCAAAGACGUGACGGUCGUCGAUGGUGUGAGGGGACCGGUGCACAUCAAAGCCGGACGCACGGUUCUGAUCGCUACUUCGAAGGCAGCUAUGGAUCCCGUCGCGUUCUCCGAGCCAGAGAAGUUGGACCCUCAUCGUCCGAUUAAAGACUACACUCUUCUGGGCCAUGGGUUGCAUUUCUGUUUUGGAGCGAGACUGGUAGGGUGUUCGCUUGCUGCUACAUUGAGGGAGGUGUUUAAGUUGAAGAACUUGCGUAGGGCGAAGGGGAAGCUGGGUAGGUUCACAGUUGUGGAGCAUGAUCUUGCGGGGAUUAAGAUGAGGCAUUAUUUGGAUUCCGGUUCGAAGGAAUCACCUAUUCCUACUUCGCUUACGCUGGAGUAUGAUGCUUAGAUUUUGGGGGGAGGAGACGGUUUCCGGAUUGUGUUUUGCUGUUCAUAAGUGG
This is a messenger RNA of Pseudomassariella vexata, 3259 nucleotides long. RefSeq names its product heme peroxidase. The transcript has 3 exons. Gene Ontology annotation, molecular function: heme binding; iron ion binding; peroxidase activity. Bases 1 to 3207 code for a protein of 1068 amino acids. Gene Ontology annotation, biological process: response to oxidative stress. The record is from RefSeq and is a predicted model, not a curated record. NCBI's taxonomy places the organism in Eukaryota, Fungi, Ascomycota, Sordariomycetes, Amphisphaeriales, Pseudomassariaceae.